This is a messenger RNA of Pongo pygmaeus (Bornean orangutan), 5555 nucleotides long. It is a transcript of the gene TRPM2, whose product is annotated as transient receptor potential cation channel subfamily M member 2. The transcript has 33 exons. NCBI's taxonomy places the organism in Eukaryota, Metazoa, Chordata, Mammalia, Primates, Hominidae. Gene Ontology annotation, molecular function: ADP-ribose diphosphatase activity; ligand-gated calcium channel activity. Gene Ontology annotation, cellular component: plasma membrane. Gene Ontology annotation, biological process: release of sequestered calcium ion into cytosol. Bases 162 to 4673 code for a protein of 1503 amino acids. The record is from RefSeq and is a predicted model, not a curated record.
CAGGGCGGCGGUGCUGCGCGGGGACGCGGGUGACGCCGGGGCGCGGGCGGCUCCGAGCAGCAACCACCCCGUGUGUCUCUAGAACCCCCAGUGUAGCAAGCUGGAGAGAGGACUGUCCUGAGGGCAGCAGGCCUGGUUGCAGCUGGUGUGGCGGUCUCAGGAUGGAGCCUUCAGCCCUGAGGAAAGCUGGCUCGGAGCAGGAGGAGGGAUUUGAGGGGCUGCCCAGAAGGGUCACUGACCUGGGGAUGGUCUCUAAUCUCCGGCGCAGCAACAGCAGCCUCUUCAAGAGCUGGAGGCUGCAGUGCCCCUUUGGCAACAAUGACAAGCGAGAAAGCCUCAGUUCAUGGAUUCCUGAAAACAUCAAGAAGAAAGAAUGCGUGUAUUUUGUGGAAAGUUCCAAACUGUCUGAUGCUGGGAAGGUGGUGUGUCAGUGUGGCUACACGCGUGAGCAGCACUUGGAGGAGGCUACCAAGCCCCACACCUUCCAGGGCACACAGUGGGACCCAAAGAAACAUGUCCAGGAGAUGCCAACAGAUGCCUUUGGUGACAUCGUCUUCACGGGCCUGAGCCAGAAGGUGAAAAAGUACGUCCGAGUCUCCCAGGACACGCCCUCCAGCGUGAUCUACCACCUCAUGACCCAGCACUGGGGGCUGGACGUCCCCAAUCUCUUGAUCUCGGUGACCGGGGGGGCCAAGAACUUCAACAUGAAGCCGCGGCUGAAGAGCAUUUUCCGCAGAGGACUGGUCAAGGUGGCUCAGACCACAGGGGCCUGGAUCAUCACAGGGGGGUCCCACACCGGCGUCAUGAAGCAGGUAGGUGAGGCGGUGCGGGACUUCAGCCUGAGCAGCAGCUACAAGGAAGGCGAGCUCAUCACCAUCGGAGUCGCCACCUGGGGCACUGUCCACCGCCGCGAGGGCCUGAUCCAUCCCACGGGCAGCUUCCCCGCUGAGUACAUACUGGAUGAGGACGGCCAAGGGAACCUGACCUGCCUAGACAGCAACCACUCUCACUUCAUCCUCGUGGACGACGGGACCCAUGGCCAGUACGGGGUGGAGAUUCCUCUGAGGACCAGGCUGGAGAAGUUCAUAUCGGAGCAGACCAAGGAAAGAGGAGGCGUGGCCAUCAAGAUCCCCAUCGUGUGCGUGGUGCUGGAGGGCGGCCCGGGCACAUUGCACACCAUCUACAAUGCCACCACCAACGGCACCCCCUGCGUGGUCGUGGAGGGCUCGGGCCGCGUGGCCGACGUCAUUGCCCAGGUGGCCAACCUGCCUGUCUCGGACAUCACUAUCUCCCUGAUCCAGCAGAAACUGAGCGUGUUCUUCCAGGAGAUGUUUGAGACCUUCACGGAAAGCAGGAUUGUCGAGUGGACCAAAAAGAUCCAAGAUAUCGUCCGGAGGCGGCAGCUGCUGACUGUCUUCCGGGAAGGCAAGGAUGGUCAGCAGGACGUGGAUGUGGCCAUCCUGCAGGCCUUGCUGAAAGCCUCACGGAGCCAAGACCACUUUGGCCACGAGAACUGGGACCACCAGCUGAAAUUGGCAGUGGCAUGGAAUCGCGUGGACAUUGCCCGCAGUGAGAUCUUCACGGAUGAGUGGCAGUGGAAGCCUUCAGAUCUGCACCCCACGAUGACGGCUGCACUCAUUUCCAACAAGCCUGAGUUCGUGAAACUCUUCCUGGAGAAUGGGGUGCAGCUGAAGGAGUUCGUCACCUGGGACACCUUGCUCUACCUGUAUGAGAACCUGGAGCCCUCCUGCCUGUUCCACAGCAAGCUGCAGAAGGUGCUGGCCGAGGAGACCGAGCGCCUGGCUUGCGCGCCCGCGGCGCCCUGCCUGCAGAUGCACCACGUGGCCCAGGUGCUGCGGGAGCUGCUGGGGGACUUCACGCAGCCGCUUUACCCCCGGCCCCGGCACAGCAACCGGCCGCGGCUCCUGCUGCCCGUGCCCCACGUCAAGCUCAACGUGCAGGGAGUGAGCCUCCGGUCCCUCUACAAGCGUUCCUCAGGCCAUGUGACCUUCACCAUGGACCCCAUCCGCGACCUUCUCAUUUGGGCCAUCGUCCAGAACCGUCGGGAGCUGGCAGGAAUCAUCUGGGCUCAGAGCCAGGACUGCAUCGCAGCAGCCUUGGCCUGCAGCAAGAUCCUGAAGGAGCUGUCCAAGGAGGAGGAGGACACGGACAGCUCGGAGGAGAUGCUGGCGCUGGCAGAGGAGUAUGAGCACAGAGCCAUCGGGGUCUUCACUGAGUGCUACCGGAAGGACGAAGAGAGAGCUCAGAAACUGCUCACCCGCGUGUCCGAGGCCUGGGGGAAGACCACCUGCCUGCAGCUCGCCCUGGAGGCCAAGGACAUGAAGUUUGUGUCUCACGGGGGCAUCCAGGCCUUCCUGACCAAGGUGUGGUGGGGCCAGCUCUCCGUGGACAAUGGGCUGUGGCGUGUGACCCUGUGCAUGCUGGCCUUCCCGCUGCUCCUCACCGGCCUCAUCUCCUUCAGGGAGAAGAGGCUGCAGGAGGUGGGCGCCCCCGCGGCCCGCGCCCGUGCCUUCUUCACCGCGCCCGUGGUGGUCUUCCACCUGAACAUCCUCUCCUACUUUGCCUUCCUCUGCCUGUUCGCCUAUGUGCUCAUGGUGGAUUUCCAGCCUGUGCCCUCCUGGUGCGAGUGUGCCAUCUACCUCUGGCUCUUCUCCUUGGUGUGCGAGGAGAUGCGGCAGCUCUUCUAUGACCCUGAUGAGUGCGGGCUGAUGAAGAAGGCAGCCUUGUACUUCAGUGACUUCUGGAAUAAGCUGGACGUCGGCGCAAUCUUGCUCUUCGUGGCAGGGCUGACCUGCAGGCUCAUCCCAGCGACGCUGUACCCCGGGCGCGUCAUCCUCUCUCUGGACUUCAUCCUGUUCUGCCUCCGGCUCAUGCACAUUUUUACCAUCAGUAAGACGCUGGGGCCCAAGAUCAUCAUUGUGAAGCGGAUGAUGAAGGACGUCUUCUUCUUCCUCUUCCUGCUGGCUGUGUGGGUGGUGUCCUUCGGAGUGGCCAAGCAGGCCAUCCUCAUCCACAACGAGCGCCGGGUUGACUGGCUGUUCCGAGGGGCCGUCUACCACUCCUACCUCACCAUCUUCGGGCAGAUCCCGGGCUACAUCGACGGCGUGAACUUCAACCCGGAGCACUGCAGCCCCAACGGCACCGACCCCUACAAGCCCAAGUGCCCCGAGAGCGACGCGACGCAGCAGAGGCCGGCCUUCCCCGAGUGGCUGACGGUCCUCCUACUCUGCCUCUACCUGCUCUUCACCAACAUCCUGCUGCUCAACCUCCUCAUCGCCAUGUUCAACUACACCUUCCAGCAGGUGCAGGAGCACACGGACCAGAUCUGGAAGUUCCAGCGCCACGACCUGAUCGAGGAGUACCACAGCCGCCCCGCCGCGCCGCCCCCCUUCAUCCUCCUUAGCCACCUGCAGCUCUUCAUCAAGAGGGUGGUCCUGAAGACUCCAGCCAAGAGGCACAAGCAGCUCAAGAACAAGCUGGAGAAGAAUGAGGAGGCGGCCCUGCUAUCCUGGGAGAUCUACCUGAAGGAGAACUACCUCCAGAACCAGCAGUUCCAGCAAAAGCAGCAGCCUGAGCAGAAGAUCGAGGACAUCAGCAAUAAGGUUGACGCCAUGGUGGACCUGCUGGACCUGGACCCACUGAAGAGGUCGGGCUCCAUGGAGCAGAGGUUGGCCUCCCUGGAGGAGCAGAUGGCCCAGACAGCCCGAGCCCUGCACUGGAUCGUGAGGACGCUGCGGGCCAGCGGCUUCAGCUCGGAGGCGGACAUCCCCACUCUGGCCUCCCAGAAGGCCACAGAGGAGCCGGAUGCUGAGCUGGGAGGCAGGAAGAAGACGGAGGAGCCGGGCGACAGCUACCACGUGAAUGCCCGGCACCUCCUCUACCCCAAUUGCCCCAUCACGCGCUUCCCCGUGCCCAACGAGAAGGUGCCCUGGGAGACGGAGUUCCUGAUCUAUGACCCACCCUUUUACACGGCAGAGAGGAAGGACGCGGCCGCCACGGACCCUGUGGGAGACACCCUGGAGCCGCUGUCCACGAUCCAGUACAACGUGGUGGAUGGCCUGAGGGACCGCCGGAGCUUCCACGGGCCGUACACAGUGCAGGCCGGGUUGCCCCUGAACCCCAUGGGCCGCACGGGACUGCGUGGGCGCGGGAGCCUCAGCUGCUUCGGACCCAACCACACGCUGUACCCCAUGGUCACGCGGUGGAGGCGGAAUGAGGACGGAGUCAUCUGCAGGAAGAGCAUAAAGAAGAUGCUGGAAGUGCUGGUGGUGAAGCUCCCUCUCUCCGAGCACUGGGCCCUGCCUGGGGGCUCCCGGGAGCCAGGGGAGACGCUGCCUCGGAAGCUGAAGCGGAUCCUCCAGCAGGAGCACUGGCCGUCUUUUGAGAAUUUGCUAAAGCGCGGCAUGGAGGUGUACAAAGGCUACAUGGACGACCCGAGGAACACGGACAAUGCCUGGAUCGAGACGGUGGCCGUCAGCAUCCACUUCCAGGACCAGAACGACGUGGAGCUGAACAGGCUGAACUCUAACCUGCACGCCUGCGACUUAGGGGCCUCCAUCCGAUGGCAGGUGGUGGACAGGCGCGUCCCGCUAUAUGCGAACCACAAGACCCUCCUCCAGAAGGUGGUGGCUGAGUUCGGGGCUCACUACUGACUGUGCACUCAGGCCGGGCGUUUCCAGUCCAUAGACGGUCCCCCCAGAAACCAGGGCUUCUCUCUCCUGAGCGUGUCCAGGACUCAGGCUGAUCCUGGGCCCUGCGCAUGAUGGGGUUUGGUGGACCCACUGCCCCUCACGGCCGCUGCAAGUCUGCCACAGAUGACCGCAUGAACUGGACGGGGUCAAGGUGACACGGGAGGAGAGCUCAAUACAGGGCACAGGCUACUCAGAGUUGAGGGGCCCCUGGGACCCUUGGCCAUCAGGCGAGGGGCUGGGCCUGUGCAGCUGGGCCCUUGGCCAGAGUCCACUCCCUUCCUGGCUGUGUCACCCCGAGCAGCUCACCGUGGAGGUCAUCAGCCUGAGGCAAGUUCCCCGGAGAGUCGGGGUCCCCUGUGGCCGCCUCAGGCCUAUGUCUGUGACGAAGGGGCCCUGCCACUCUCCCCAAGAGGGCCUCCAUGUUUCGAGGUGCCUCAACAUGGAUCCUUGCCUGGCCUGGGCUAGGGGCACCGUCUGAACUCCUGGCUGUCAGGAUAAGCUCUGUGGGGGUACAGGAGCCCAGAGAAAGCCCGGGCCUGUCAAGAGACGCAGAGGGCCCCUGCCAGGGUUGGCCCCAGGGACCCUGGGACGAGGCUGCAGAAGCUCUCCCUCCCUACUCCCUGGGAGCCACGUGCUGGCCACGCCCAGGAAGGAGGGACGGCAUGGGCAGGAGGCGGGGACGUGGGGGCCUCCUGGUUUGGUGUCAACAGCUCACAGGAGCGUGAACCAUCAGGGCCCUCAGGAGGGGAAUGUGGUAAAACCCAAGAUGUGAAAUCUGCCAUCUCAGGCCUGGCUGGCUCUUCUGUGCUUUCCACAAAUAAAGUUCCUGACACAUUCAGGGCC